This is a messenger RNA of Oncorhynchus kisutch (coho salmon), 3941 nucleotides long. RefSeq names its product chemokine (C-X-C motif) receptor 5 (gene cxcr5). Bases 74 to 1099 code for a protein of 341 amino acids. Gene Ontology annotation, cellular component: membrane; external side of plasma membrane. Gene Ontology annotation, molecular function: C-C chemokine receptor activity; C-C chemokine binding. Gene Ontology annotation, biological process: immune response; G protein-coupled receptor signaling pathway; positive regulation of cytosolic calcium ion concentration. The transcript has 5 exons. The record is from RefSeq and is a predicted model, not a curated record. Lineage: Eukaryota; Metazoa; Chordata; Actinopteri; Salmoniformes; Salmonidae.
UAUAAAACCCAAACCCAGCAUUACUCACACCACAUCAGGGUCACCUGAAAUUAGUAUAACAAGCUAAAAAAAAAUGACUUAUGAUGAGGGCUCAUUUGAGGACGGGGGUCUUUUCUAUGGCUUUGAUAACUACUCAGAAUUGCUGGAGAGUCCUGACAACAGUAGCAGUGAUACUGAGUACACCUGUAAUGACGGAGCAGGUCUCCAGCUGUUUCAUACUGUGUUCCAACCCCUGGUCUACAGUCUGGUGUUCUUCCUGGGGCUGACAGGUAACGGGCUGAUGUUAACGGUGCUGCUGAAACGCCGUGGCCUCCUGCGGAUCACAGAGAUCUAUCUGUUACACCUGGGCCUGGCUGAUCUGAUGCUGCUUGCCACCUUCCCCUUCGCACUGGCACAGGUGUCCUUGGGGGUGGUGUUCGGAGACGUCCUGUGUAAACUGAUUGGGCUGAUGAACCGACUCAACUUCCUUUGUGGGAGUCUGCUCCUGGCAUGUAUCGGCUUCGACCGUUACCUGGCCAUCGUGCAUGCCAUCACCAGCCUCCAGAGCAGACGCCCCAGGAACGUACACCUCACCUGCCUGGCACUGUGGCUCGUCUGUCUGGCCUUGUCUGCUCCCAAUGCUGUGUUCCUGUCUGUAGGGGAGAGUCCCAUAGACCCGACUCAGCUCUCAUGCUUCUUCCACAGUCACGGUCUCCAUGCAAACAACUGGGAUCUGACGGAGCGGCUCCUGACCCACGUGCUGUGUUUCUUCCUGCCUCUCGGGGUCAUGACCUACUGCUACGCUGCGGUGGCGGUCACCCUGCACCAUAGCCAGAGAGGUCAGCGCAGCCUGGAGAAAGAGGGCGCCAUCAGGCUGGCUGCACUAGUCACUGCUGUGUUCUGCCUGUGCUGGCUGCCCUACAACAUCACCAUGCUGGUGAAGACCCUGGUGGAUCGGGGGUUGGACUCUGGUUUGAGCUGCCAGUCCCGGACUAGUUUGGAUAAGGCCUUGGUGGUGACAGAGAGCCUGGGGUACACACACUGCUGCCUCAACCCGCUGCUGUACGCCUUCACUGGGGUACGGUUUCGACAGGAUCUCCUGAGACUGCUGGCCCACUGAGUCUGUGGUAAAGGGGUGUACUCCGAGGGGACGGGAGUAAGACGUCAGCGUCAUUCUCUAAAGGACUCACCACAGCUAAAAUCCUCAUGUUGACCACCAGAUUUUACUGUUACAACUAAGGUGAAAAGGUGUCUUACACCUUGUUUCUUUAAAAGGAUACUGACGGUUCAUUCUGAUGUUUGAAUUAAUUAUGAGUAAAACUAUUGUAUUUUCAGCUAAGAGCUGGGGGAGGGGAGGGGGGGGUUACUGUUAGAGCUUGUGAAUCAUUAAUCAACCCUCAGUAUGACUAACCUCUCUCUAUGGGGUUGUGGAUCAAUAAUCAACCCCCAGUAUGACUAACCUCUCUAUGGGGUUGUGGAUCAAUAAUCAACCCUCAGUAUGACUAACCUCUCUCUAUGGGGUUGUGGAUCAAUAAUCAACCCUCAGUAUGACUAACCUCUUUAUGGGGUUGUGGAUCAAUAAUCAACCCUCAGUAUGACUAACCUCUUUAUGGGGUUGUGGAUCAAUAAUCAACCCCCAGUAUGACUAACCUCUCUAUGGGGUUGUGGAUCAAUAAUCAACCCUCAGUAUGACUAACCUCUCUCUAUGGGGUUGUGGAUCAAUAAUCAACCCUCAGUAUGACUAACCUCUUUAUGGGGUUGUGGAUCAAUAAUCAACCCUCAGUAUGACUAACCUCUUUAUGGGGUUGUGGAUCAAUAAUCAACCCCCAGUAUGACUAACCUCUCUAUGGGGUUGUGGAUCAAUAAUCAACCCUCAGUAUGACUAACCUCUCUCUAUGGGGUUGUGGAUCAAUAAUCAACCCUCAGUAUGACUAACCUCUUUAUGGGGUUGUGGAUCAAUAAUCAACCCUCAGUAUGACUAACCUCUUUAUGGGGUUGUGGAUCAAUAAUCAACCCUCAGUAUGACUAACCUCUUUAUGGGGUUGUGGAUCAUUAAUCAACCCUCAGUAUGACUAACCUCUCUCUAUGGGGUUGUGGAUCAAUAAUCAACCCUCAAUAUGUCUAACCUCUCUUUAUGGGGUUGUGGAUCAAUCAUCAACCCUCAGUAUGUCUAACCUCUCUAUGGGGUUGUGGAUCAAUAAUCAACCCCCAGUAUGACUAACCUCUCUAUGGGGUUGUGGAUCAAUAAUCAACCCUCAGUAUGUCUAACCUCUCUUUAUGGGGUUGUGGAUCAAUAAUCAACCCUCAGUAUGUCUAAUCUCUCUUUAUGGGGUUGUGGAUCAAUAAUCAACCCUCGGUAUGACUAACCUCUUUAUGGGGUUGCGGAUCAAUAAUCAACCCUCGGUACGUCUAACCUCUCUUUAUGGGGUUGUGGAUCAAUAAUCAACCCUCAGUAUGUCUAACCUCUUUAUGGGGUUGUGGAUCAAUAAUCAACCCUCAGUAUGACUAACCUCUCUAUGGGGUUGUGGAUCAAUAAUCAACCCUCAGUAUGACUAACCUCUCUCUAUGGGGUUGUGGAUCAAUAAUCAACCCCCAGUAUGACUAACCUCUCUAUGGGGUUGUGGAUCAAUAAUCAACCCUCAGUAUGACUAACCUCUCUAUGGGGUUGUGGAUCAAUAAUCAACCCUCAGUAUGACUAACCUCUCUCUAUGGGGUUGUGGAUCAAUAAUCAAGCCUCAGUAUGACUAACCUCUCUUUAUGGGGUUGUGGAUCAAUAAUCAACCCUCAGUAUGUCUAACCUCUUUAUGGGGUUGUGGAUCAAUAAUCAACCCUCAGUAUGACUAACCUCUCUAUGGGGUUGUGGAUCAAUAAUCAACCCUCAGUAUGACUAACCUCUCUGGGGUUGUGACAACAUAUUCACCUGCUUGUGCAAGCCUCAUGUAUAUACUGACAUACGGAGUCUUCCUUGAUGGCAAUAACCCAAUGUUCGACAAACGCUUGUGCUUAUAAACGUCUAUUUGUGUUCUGGAUAGUUUAUAAAUGUCUAGUUCUGUUCUGGGUAGUUUAUAAAUGUCUAGUUGUGUUCUGGAUAGUUUAUAAAUGUCUAGUUGUGUUCUGGGUAGUUUAUAAAUGUCUAGUUGUGUUCUGGAUAGUUUAUAAACGUCUAGUUGUGUUCUGGAUAGUUUAUAAAUGUCUAGUUGUGUUCUGGAUAGUUUAUAAACGUCUAGUUGUGUUCUGGAUAGUUUAUAAACGUCUAGUUGUGUUCUGGAUAGUUUAUAAACGUCUAGUUGUGUUCUGGAUAGUUUAUAAACGUCUAUUUGUGUUCUGGAUAGUUUAUAAACGUCUAGUUGUGUUCUGGAUAGUUUAUAAACGUCUAGUUGUGUUCUGGAUAGUUUAUAAACGUCUAGUUGUGUUCUGGAUAGUUUAUAAACGUCUAGUUGUGUUCUGGAUAGUUUAUAAACGUCUAUUUGUGUUCUGGAUAGUUUAUAAACGUCUAGUUGUGUUCUGGAUAGUUUAUAAACGUCUAGUUGUGUUCUGGAUAGUUUAUAAACGUCUAGUUGUGUUCUGGAUAGUUUAUAAACGUCUAGUUGUGUUCUGGAUAGUUUAUAAACGUCUAGUUGUGUUCUGGAUAGUUUAUAAACGUCUAGUUGUGUUCUGGAUAGUUUAUAAAUGUCUAGUUGUGUUCUGGAUAGUUUAUAAACGUCUAGUUGUGUUCUGGAUAGUAUAUAAACGUCUAGUUGUGUUCUGGAUAGUUUAUAAACGUCUAGUUGUGUUCUGGAUAGUUUAUAAACGUCUAGUUGUGUUCUGGAUAGUUUAUAAAAGUUUGAAAGUGUAAUAUUGUUCUUUAGCCAAUAGGCCUUUAGCCAAUAGGCCUUUAGCCAAUAGGCCUUUAGCCAAUAGGCCUGCAUUGCCAAUUAUUGACUAUAUGUGAAAUGUAUUGAAUUAAAAAAUAUAUAUAAAUA